CGUCAAUCUCUCUUCAAACCACAAAAACGCAGUGUUUGAACAAAACUGCUUUCUCUAUAUAUACCCAAACAAUCUCAACCCUCUAUAACCCUCUAACCCUAUCUCUCUCUCUAUCUCUAUCUAUACAUCUCCUUUAUCUUUGCACCACACGUUUAAACCUCUGGGCUUGGCAAGUUUUGGCCUUUUCAUUCAUUCAGAUGGCCAUUCCCUACCCCCAUUUCAUCGACACCGAGAAGGCCGCCAUGGACGCCGGCCUUCUCCUCCCUUCCUCCUCCCGCUCCCCCUCUGUCAUAUUCACCCAAGAUGACCUCAAGAAGAUCGCCGCCUACAAGGCCGUCGAGUACGUCGAAUCCGGCAUGGUUCUCGGCCUUGGCACUGGCUCCACCGCCAAGCACGCCGUCAACCGCAUCGGCGAGCUUCUCCGCCAGGGCAAGCUCAAAGACAUCGUUGGAAUACCCACCUCCAAUAUAACCCACGAACAGGCACUCUCCCUCGGGAUCCCCCUUUCCGAUCUUGACUCCCACCCUGUUGUCGAUCUGGCCAUUGACGGCGCCGACGAGGUUGACCCCUUUUUCAACCUCGUCAAGGGUCGCGGUGGCUCCCUCCUGAGGGAGAAGAUGGUGGAGAGCGCGUGCAAGAAGUUUAUUGUCAUUGUUGAUGAGUCCAAGCUUGUGAACUAUGUAGGGGGGAGUGGAUUGGCCAUGCCCGUUGAGGUUAUUCGGUUUUGUUGGAAGUUCACUGCCGAGAGGUUGCGCAAGCUGUUUGAGGAGGCUGGGUGUGUUGCCAAGCUUAGGACUGUUGGGGAGAAGGAGGAACCCUAUGUCACGGACAAUGGGAACUUCAUUGUGGAUUUGUAUUUCAAGAGGAGUAUUGGCGAUUUGAAGGUUGCCAGUGACGCAAUUCUGCAGCUUGCUGGGGUGGUAGAGCAUGGCAUGUUUCUAGAUAUGGCUACCACGGUUAUUGUGGCAGGGGAGCUGGGCUUGACGGUGAAGAAUAAAUAGUUUUUGAGGCUUUGGAAGAGGGUUAGGAAAAUGAAGGUAGGUUAAUUGGUCAAGGCUGAGCUUUGACAUGGGGUUCUAACUAAUUGUACGGUGUAGUAGUGAAGUCUUUUAUUCAGGGUAAUGGGGGGUUCAAUGAAAUCCUUUUGCUAUUGAAUACAAAUGUUAGAGAAAGUUUCUUAAUACUCGGUAGUUUUGUUUGCUUUUUUGGGGGGGAAGUGGGAGGGACCGUGGAGACUUCUUGGGAGCUGAUCAUUAGGAUAUUAAUCUAAUGCAAUGACUGUUGUGUGGUAUUGAAUCAUUUUCCACACAAUAUGUUAUUGAAUUGACAAUGUUUAACAAAUUCAAUCUAUCUAAUUCAAUUUUUCUUUUUUUCC
Molecule: messenger RNA, 1375 nt
Organism: Vigna umbellata (rice bean)
Lineage: Eukaryota; Viridiplantae; Streptophyta; Magnoliopsida; Fabales; Fabaceae
Gene: RPI2
Product: ribose-5-phosphate isomerase 2
Biological process (GO): pentose-phosphate shunt, non-oxidative branch
Molecular function (GO): ribose-5-phosphate isomerase activity
Source: RefSeq, a predicted model, not a curated record